AAUUUCGAGCUUCUAAAGUGAGCUGUUCCGAAUUCACGUAAUUCCCACGUCCCGUCCAACCCCUAUGUAUGUGCGUCAGUAAAAGCCUCAAUGUCGACGGCAAAACCAAUAAGUCCCAUACGAAAGGCGUGGUACCAAUGGAAGGCUCUACGGUUUCCGUGGAGAAAACGUUUCCUAAUCGGUCUCGACCUUCACGGUAACACGUAUUGGGAAUUCCGACUUGUCCGAGGCGAUCCCUCCCUACCCGAUUCUAGAUUCCGCCGCAUCGUCAAAUAUCCGCGGUCGAUACAUUACAGCGAGGUGAAAGUUCCACCGCAAUGGCACCAAUGGUUACGAUACCAACGCGAACAAGCGCCUACACUCGACGAGCAAGCUUCCGAAGUGGUCCGACAAGAGCGCAUGAAGCUUCUCGCCGCUGAGGCGGACGCCCGCUGGGAAGCCAAACCGAGACUGUCAGAUGUGCCGGGUCGGGAAAAGGGCCAACCAGUGCCAGCCCUAAAUACAGGCCAGACCCAACCUCAAGAGCGGGCCGCUAGGGAGUCUCCAACACGAAACGAACAAAAUGAGGUGACACAACAGAAAGAUGAUCCCUGGAAGCAGGCUAGGAGUACUGGCCCCGGUGAGACCUGGCAGCCAGAAGCCUGGAGUCCAGCAUCGACAAGAAAACGGUGAAAAUCUCUGCAUUGUCGCGACCGUGGUAGCGUUGCAUAUCUGUACAAUAGUUGUGUAUCAUCAUGUCGUAUAUUAGCGUCAAGAAGCGGCAAGAAAAUCUGUGUC
This is a messenger RNA of Hypoxylon trugodes, 777 nucleotides long. RefSeq lists its product as uncharacterized. Lineage: Eukaryota; Fungi; Ascomycota; Sordariomycetes; Xylariales; Hypoxylaceae. The record is from RefSeq and is a predicted model, not a curated record. The transcript is spliced from 2 exons. The coding region runs from base 91 to 672 and encodes 193 amino acids. Gene Ontology annotation, cellular component: membrane. Gene Ontology annotation, biological process: mitochondrial respiratory chain complex I assembly.